Messenger RNA from Spodoptera littoralis (African cotton leafworm), 783 nucleotides. NCBI's taxonomy places the organism in Eukaryota, Metazoa, Arthropoda, Insecta, Lepidoptera, Noctuidae. The record is from the annotation of a GenBank genome assembly.
AUGAAGUUCUGUGCAAACUUGUCGUUUAUGUUCACGGAAGCAUCGUCGAUGCUCGAAAGAUAUGCAUUGGCUAAGGAAGCUGGAUUCAAAGCGGUUGAAAGCGGUUUUCCCUGGGGUUUGACAGUGGAACAAGUGAAGGACGCGAAGGAAAAAGCCGGCGUAGAACAAGUUUUAAUCAACUUGAAGACAGGAGAUGUUACCAAGGGAGAAUUGGGAGUUACGGCAGUGCCAGGAAAAGAGAAUGAAUUUAAAGAAAACUUUGCCGCCACAGUCAACUACGCAAAGGCUUUGAACGCCAGGAAAAUUCACAUAAUGGCGGGGAAACUACAGAACGCGACGUCACAAAACUGGGAAACUUACGAGAACAAUUUAAAGUACGCAGCCGGUGUGUUGAAGAAUGAGAAUCUCCUUGGUGUCAUUGAGCCAAUAAAUCAAUAUUCCGUGCCUAACUAUUUUUUAAGCGAUUUUAAUAAAGCACUGGAUAUCAUCAAGCGCAUCAACAGCCCUAACCUGAAGCUGAUGUUGGAUGUGUUUCAUUUACAACAAAUAUGUGGAGAUAUAUCACACAGCAUUGCUAACUUCAUGCCCUACGUUGGACAUGUGCAGAUAGCACAAGUACCAAACCGCAAUGAACCAGACACUGCUGGCGAGAUAAACUAUAAGUAUGUACUCGAGCAAAUACAAAGCAACGGCUACACUGAUUGGAUCGGAUUGGAGUACAAACCACUAAAGAGUUCCAAAGAUGGUCUCGUUUGGGUCAAGAAUUAUGGUUACAGUCUGUAA